Limanda limanda (common dab) is the source of this 1995-nucleotide messenger RNA. Its product is annotated as sprouty-related, EVH1 domain-containing protein 2-like. Bases 534 to 1934 code for a protein of 466 amino acids. Gene Ontology annotation, molecular function: protein kinase binding. Gene Ontology annotation, biological process: multicellular organism development; negative regulation of MAPK cascade. NCBI's taxonomy places the organism in Eukaryota, Metazoa, Chordata, Actinopteri, Pleuronectiformes, Pleuronectidae. The transcript is spliced from 6 exons. Gene Ontology annotation, cellular component: membrane. The record is from RefSeq and is a predicted model, not a curated record.
CAUGGAGUAGAGAGCGAUGGGGCUCUAGCGGGGCCACCCCUCGGUAUCAGAAGCGACUUUUUACGCACAACUGGAACCGGAGUCGUCGGUGAAAACCUGCGCCCUAGCGCCUAGAACCGGAGAGUGUGUGUUUGUGCGUGACACUUGUGUGUCCGUGUGAGUGUGUGAGUGUGUGUUUGGGUAGAGGGGGGGGGGACGCGAGGAGGAGAAGAGCUACAUUCGGAGACUAAAGUGUCUGUGUCGGCGGCUGUGAAGGCGAUGGCUUGCUGAAGCUCCAGGGCAGAGAUCCAGGAGGACUCUUGGUGAUCCGGGCCCGGCCGAGGAGGCUCCGGAGCGGGUGGGGAGGACCGGGGAGGACCGGGGAGGACCGAGGAGGACCGGGGCAGGAGGAGGAGGAAGGUGGAGAGGAGAAGCCCCAGAGCCGCAGCACAAAGGCGCAGGAGGAUCUAUGCGGACUCGGAGUCCGGACCCGAGGAGACAGAAUGAGGAGCGGGUCCGCAUGGAGGAAGCCUCACCCGAGGUGAAGCGACACCAUGACAGAAGACACACAACCCAACGAUGACAGCUACAUCGUGCGAGUGAAAGCGGUGGUGAUGACGCGGGACGACUCGAGCGGCGGCUGGCUGGCCCAGGACGGGGGGGCUCUGAGCCGGGUGGGGGUGUGCCGCCUCCUGCCGCCGGAGCUGGCCCCGGUGCCGACCUCCUGCAGCUCCCAGUUCCUCAUCCGGGGUGAGCGGCUCCGGGACAAACAGGUGAUCCUGGACUGUCCCCUGAGGAAGGACCUGGUGUACACCAUAGCAACGCCCACGUUCCAUCACUGGAGGGUGGAGGACAGGAAGUGCGGCCUGUCCUUCCAGGGUCCAGCCGACGCCAGGGCCUUCGACCGGGGGGUGCGGAAAGCCAUCGAGGACCUGGCAGAAGGCUCCACCACCUCCUCCACAGCACUGCAGAACGAGGGCGAGCUGGGGGACGACGACGUCUUCACCAACGCCACCGACAGCUCGUCCAACUCCUCCCAGAGACUGGACGGCUCGCUGCCGCCGCUCGAGUCCUCGCCGCGCCCGCAGAGACACAAGUGCGUGAUGGGACAUCGCCACGACCUCCACGACCCCUACCGGCUCUCAGACCACUACUUCAUGGACCAGCCGUUGUCUCGGCUUCCUCGCCACGUCACCUUCCAGGAGGACGAGGAAAUCGUCCGUAUCAACCCCCGGGAGCGCAGCUGGGAGCGCACCACCGAGCGCCACUAUGGACGCCAGUCGGAGCGCCCGUGGCUCAGGGGCUACGAGGACUACCGCCACGCCACCGUGCGGGACAAGUUCAUCCAGAUGGACGAGUCCGAGUCCUACGUCCACUUCGCCAAGACGGAGUCGCAGAAGCACGACUACACCUACCCGCUGGCGCCCGCCCUGUCGCCAUCAGACUCCGACCCUGCGCUCGGACCCUUGACCGAUAAGGGCCACGGCGGCUCGUACCGCCACGGCUUCUCCUCGGUUGUGUCCAACCAGCCGCGCUCUUUCCUCCCGAGCUCGUCCCCGUCCACCAACGGCGGGAAGGGUCGGAAGGAGGACGGGGGGGAGCGCUCCCAGUGCGAGCACUGCGGCGAGGCGUUCUACACCUCAGAGAACCGGAGGGGGCGGUGCCAGGACGCUCCGGACCCGGUGCGGGCGUGCGUCCGGCGGGUCAGCUGCAUGUGGCUGGCAGACACCAUGCUGUACCACUGCAUGUCCGACCCGGAGGGGGACUACUCGGACCCCUGCUCCUGUGACGGCGGCGAGGGCGGCGGGGGGGGGCGGUUCGGGACACGCUGGUUGGCUCUGCUGGGCUUGUCCCUGGUGGCGCCCUGCCUCUGCCUCUACCCGCCGCUCCACGCCUGCCACCGGGCGGGGCUGACCUGCGGCUGCUGCGGCGGCCGACACAAAGCCGUGAGCUGAGCCGCCGGGCGGGAAAACCUCUCGGAGGAAGCAACGCAAAACUAAACCCAACGCUAGCACA